Tinamus guttatus (white-throated tinamou) is the source of this 2110-nucleotide messenger RNA. NCBI's taxonomy places the organism in Eukaryota, Metazoa, Chordata, Aves, Tinamiformes, Tinamidae. The record is from RefSeq and is a predicted model, not a curated record.
AGCGAUCAUGAACGGUGUGUGGUUGAUAGCAUUGGAGUCAGAAGCUCAGCUCAUCCACGGAACAGUCUGGUAGAGGCACCAAUGAAGAACUUCCUGAAAUUUUAACCUCCACAUUCAUGUUAGUACCUGCAUCAUGGCACAGCAAGCAAACGUUGGUGAGCUCCUCUCCAUGCUGGAUUCUCCUAUUCUGGGUGUUCUGGAAGAUAUAACAGCUGCAUUCAAAGAUAAUCUCAUUUGUGACCGUGGGCCCAUGCUUGUGAACAACCUGGUAGACUAUUACUUGGAAACCAAUUCUCAGCAGGCACUGCAUAUACUGUCCACGCUGCAGGAGCCUCAUGACAAGCACCUACUGGACAAAAUUAAUGAAUACAUGGGCAAAGCUGCUACGCGGUUACCCACACUCUCUCUCCUGGGCCAUGUGAUAAGACGACAGCCGUCUUGGAAACAUAAACUUUCUCAAGCACCUCUCCUUCUGUCAUUACUUAAGUGUCUCAAGACUGACACAGAUGUAGUAGUACUCACCACAGGUGUCCUAGUGCUAAUAACCAUGUUGCCAAUGAUUCCUCAGUCUGGCAAACAAUAUCUUCAUGAUUUCUUUGGUAUCUUUGGCCGCCUCUCAGCCUGGUGCUUGCAAAAUUCAGGUCAUGUGGCAGAAAUUUAUCUUGUCCAUCUUCAUGCCAGUGUUUAUGCUCUCUUUCAUCGUCUUUAUGGAAUGUACCCGUGCAAUUUUGUCUCCUUUCUGCGCUCUCACUAUAGUAUGAAGGAAAACUUGGAGACCUUUGAAGAGGUCGUCAAGCCAAUGAUGGAACAUGUGCGAAUUCAUCCAGAAUUAGUGACUGGAUCUAAGGACCAUGAACUGGACCCACGAAGGUGGAAAAGACUAGAAACUCAUGAUGUUGUGAUAGAAUGUGCCAAAAUAUCCCUGGACCCUGCAGAAGCAUCAUAUGAAGAUGGCUACUACUCUGUGUCUCGGAAACUCUGCACAAGCUUAAAGCAUCAUCAAACUGACCCUGGUGCCAGGCAUUACAUUGACACACAGAGCAGCUAUGGAACUUCUACCCCUUAUUCCACUCCUCGGCUAACACUAUCGCAAAUGCCAGGGCAGCUACCUCAGAUCCUGAGCCCACAGUCAAUGCGGCUGUCAGCUGAGCCACAGCAGGUCACCAUCUGGAGCCCUUCUGCAGUUUGUGGUAUGACCACUCCACCAACAUCCCCUGGAAUUACCCCAUCGGAAUCCUCCCAGUCUACAUCACAACCUUACAGCAAAGCUUUCAAUACAUCUGGUACGUGCUCACCAGCCUGCAUUUCAGAUGACUUUGUGCACGUCUCACUCCCUUCAGCUGCUGCCACACCUCUUAAGAAGGAGGAUAAACCAGAUUCUGGGAGGCCUUUACUGUACCGACAACAAAAUGUCACAAAUAGUGAGAAAUCAUUGGACACACCUGGUAGUAAAAGUUCAGUAACUUUAAGUGAUCUUCCAGAAUUUUUAGGAGGUUUAUCUUUGGAUGAUAGUGCUGAAAAGGACAGAGAGGAAGAUGCAAUAUCUAAAGAGAUCUCCGAGAUCACAACUGAUGCUGAACACAUGGUGCCUAGGGGAGGAUUCGACUCUCCGUUUUACCGCUCAAAUGAAAAUCUAUCCGGCUCUCAAAAGAAGACCCAUUCAGCAGUCUCUAGUGUCCAGGGACACAGUCUGACCUCUGAGCCUUUAACGUCUUCUCUGGACAAGCCUGGGCCUGAGAGCGCGCGGGAAACACCCAAACAGACAUUUACUCCCAUAGACAAACCCUGUGGAGGCUCUGGUGAAAGCCCUGCUGGUACCAGGGAAGGAACCUCUGGAGAGACAAGUAUCCUCACUCCCAGCCCUUGCAAAGUACCAGCACAAAGAAGAGUGGGGUUUGGGAGUGGGCAGCCUCCCCUGUAUGAGCACCUUUUUGAGGUUGCAUUACCAAAGACUGCCUACCUCUUUGUUGGCAAAAAGACUGAAGAGCUGCUAAAGAAAGCCAAGGGAAGCCAGGAUGAAGACUGCAUGUCCUCUACUUCUCCAGUGGAAGUACUGGAUAGACUGAUACAGCAAGGAGCAGAUGCACACACUAAGGAGCUGAGCAAGUAG